UAUCCAAAUGUCUUGUUGCCUUAAUAAACUGACUCUGACGUCUUCUUGUGUAGUUCCUUGAUGGCCUCCCUCAAUAUCAGUACUCUAGUGCUCCUCUGCUGGUCAAUCCUUUCCUCAGAGAUGUUGAUGCCGAGGUGUAGGGGGAAGAGAGGAUGGGAGGAGUCGUCUGUCUCCCCUGUAUCCACUCUGAGUAUAUCCCUCCUCCUCACCUUGUUCCAGCCUGCACUCACUCCUUGGUACGGUGUGAUGGAGUCACGAGGCUUCAGAAUUAGCCUGAGGAUAAUUAUACGCAACAGAGCCGUACACAAUGUCAUGCAAAGAGUAGCUAAACAAGCAGAGAUCUGAACACUUUGUUUAUCUCACAAGGAGGUAUAGCUCUAGUAUUGAAAAGGACCAUUACAUACAUGUACAGCUGCAACACACACACACACACAUGCAUAAUUACCAGGGACUCACUCUAUAAUGAGGUUCCUUGCUUUCGUCUGGACCUGACUGUUUGGCUACAGGCCAUUAUUUUAAGACGAUCAGUAUACACUAGUAACUGUGAACACCCCUUUCUUGUGAAACAAUCAAAGCACAUUGCAAAUUAUUUACCUCUUCUAUAACACUCUAAUACUUUUGAGCGAAAGCAAAAACAUGGCGAGAGGCAUUAGCAAGCGCAUGCUUGCAACACUCGUUGUUUGGGAGACUCUUUCAACUGCCAUAACUUGAAUUCUGUGGAUCCAAUUGCAAUCAUUUUUUGAUUUUCCGAAAGCUUAGAAAGAGACCUUUCAAAUGGUGUGAUCAAAGUUCAUAUUGCAGCAAUAAAAUUAUUUCAAUUUGGCCAUACCAGGCCGAAAAAUGACAAAUUAGGCCCCCAACAAAAUUUCGGAUUGAAACCCACUAUUUGAAAGGUCUCUUUCUAAGCUUUUAGAAAAUCAUAACAUUUUUGACAUUGGAUCAACGGUAUUAAAAUUAUGUCCGUUGAAAAAUCAGGUCUGUUUUUAGAGCUGUCUCAGAGGUCAUAUUUUGUGUUGUUAUUCACAAACUAAUACCAUAUUGUGUUGCCCAGGUGAACACCAAGGCAGCUGGUAAGGCGGCCAUCCACUGUGCCUGUGCAGCUGGUAAUGUGGACGUGCUCAAGGUUAUCAUGGAGUUCGCCCCCAAUGUGGAAAGUGGGGUUGGUGUGAAGUUCCAUGGUAGUCUGAGAUCACCUGCCCCCCUAUACUGCCACAGGGCACACAGAGAGGUGGUGAGCCAGUCUGAGAUCACCUGCCCCCCUAUAUACUGCCACAGGGCACACAUGCCACCCACCACCCUCCCACAGCCUCUCUACCAGUUGGGAGCCACUGGCGGUGGUAGUGUGGGUGUGGCCAUUGAGCCGUGCUUCCUGUGUGAGGCUCCAGUGGACGUCAAGUUUAAGCCAUGUGGUCACGUUGUCAUGUGUGCAGAAUGUGCACAGAGAGCCAAGAAAUGCCCCAUUUGCAAACCCCCGUCUCGGCCACCAGUGUCCAUCUGCUGACCAGUCCUGCUUUGAAUCUAUUUGUCUGACAAAGCCUAAGAAUACAGCCUUCCUGUGUGGUCACCAGACAUGCUGGGACUGUGCACAGAAGGUCGACCAUUGUCCAGUGUGCAGAAAGUUUUUUGUGACUCA
Messenger RNA from Halichondria panicea, 1633 nucleotides. RefSeq lists its product as uncharacterized. Bases 1130 to 1501 code for a protein of 123 amino acids. The record is from RefSeq and is a predicted model, not a curated record. NCBI's taxonomy places the organism in Eukaryota, Metazoa, Porifera, Demospongiae, Suberitida, Halichondriidae. The transcript has 4 exons.